AUGGGAGAAACGACAGCUCCAAGUACUACUACCACUACUCCGCCGACUGUUAGUGUGCCGAGGACAAUGGAUUCGACCGUUAAUGCAGUUGGCGUUAAAGUUCCGCCAUUUUGGCCCGAGGAACCGGCUUUAUGGUUUGCCCAGUUGGAGGGCCAGUUUAGUUUGGCGAAUAUUGUGGCCGACUCGACCAAGUUUUACCAUGUCGUGAGCAAUCUCGAGCAUAAAUAUGCAGCGGAGGUUAAGGACAUAAUUACAAAGCCGCCGGCGACGGAAAAAUACGACAAACUAAAAACUGAGCUAGUUUACCGAUUGUCCGUGUCCAAGGACAAGCGAGUGGAGGAGUUGGUGUCUCAAGCCGAGCUGGGUAAUCGUAAGCCCUCGCAGUUUUUGCGACAUCUUCGCGACCUGGCCGGUACCGACUUAUCGGACGACUUUCUGCGCAGCAUAUGGGCUAAACGUUUACCGCCGCAUGUGCAGACCGUUAUUGCCACGAUGUCGGAUGCCACUUUGGACAAGGUUGCUGCGUUGGCCGAUCGGGUGAAUGAUAUUGUGGUACACACACCUCACGUUGCGGAAGCUUCUGGGUCAGCUGUUCCUGUUCUCGUGCCGUCAUCUGUACCUAGCACAAUGGAAGAGCGUCUCAACCGCCGUAUAGAUGACCUUGUGCGGCAAGUAGCUGCUUUAGCGACUGGAAAUUCCCGUGGGCGAGCUACCACGCGCUCGCGCUCCCGGGGACGUCACAGCUCUCGCUCAAGGAGUCGUGCGGGGAGCAGCGGACGAUGCUGGUACCACGACAGAUUCGGCCCCCGUGCAACCAAGUGUCGCGCGCCGUGCAGCUGGACCGAGGGAAAUGCCAGCGGCGGUCACUAA
This is a messenger RNA of Cydia fagiglandana, 870 nucleotides long. RefSeq lists its product as uncharacterized. NCBI's taxonomy places the organism in Eukaryota, Metazoa, Arthropoda, Insecta, Lepidoptera, Tortricidae. The transcript has a single exon. Bases 1 to 870 code for a protein of 289 amino acids. The record is from RefSeq and is a predicted model, not a curated record.